Molecule: messenger RNA, 3583 nt
Organism: Mus pahari (shrew mouse)
Lineage: Eukaryota; Metazoa; Chordata; Mammalia; Rodentia; Muridae
Gene: Atp1a3
Product: ATPase Na+/K+ transporting subunit alpha 3
Exons: 23
Coding region: 178-3219 (1013 amino acids)
Biological process (GO): intracellular sodium ion homeostasis; potassium ion import across plasma membrane; sodium ion export across plasma membrane
Cellular component (GO): membrane
Molecular function (GO): ATP binding; P-type sodium:potassium-exchanging transporter activity; ATP hydrolysis activity
Source: RefSeq, a predicted model, not a curated record
GGAGGCGGAGGCCCCGGCCGCCGCAGCCUCUGUGCGGUGGGACCCACGGACCGACAGACGCACGCUCCCACCGCGGCGCGGGCGCUGCAGAGGCCCCCAGCCCGAGCCCGCGCCUGAGCCCGUCCUGCGGCCACCGCUCAUCAGCCUGAACGCCGCUCUUCCCGCGGAGCCGCCAAGAUGGGGGACAAAAAAGAUGACAAGAGCUCGCCCAAGAAGAGCAAGGCCAAGGAGCGCCGGGACCUGGAUGACCUCAAGAAGGAAGUGGCUAUGACAGAGCACAAGAUGUCAGUAGAAGAGGUCUGCCGGAAAUACAAUACCGACUGCGUGCAGGGUCUGACACACAGUAAAGCCCAGGAGAUCCUAGCCCGGGAUGGGCCUAACGCCCUCACACCACCGCCCACCACCCCAGAAUGGGUCAAGUUCUGCCGACAGCUAUUUGGUGGCUUCUCCAUCCUGCUGUGGAUCGGGGCAAUCCUUUGCUUCCUGGCCUAUGGCAUCCAGGCAGGGACUGAGGAUGACCCUUCCGGUGACAAUCUGUACCUGGGCAUAGUGCUGGCCGCAGUAGUGAUCAUCACAGGCUGCUUCUCCUAUUACCAAGAAGCCAAGAGUUCUAAGAUCAUGGAGUCCUUCAAGAACAUGGUCCCCCAGCAAGCCCUUGUGAUUCGGGAAGGUGAAAAGAUGCAGGUGAAUGCGGAGGAGGUGGUGGUCGGGGACCUGGUGGAGAUCAAGGGUGGUGACCGGGUGCCAGCUGACCUGCGCAUCAUCUCCGCCCAUGGCUGCAAGGUGGACAACUCCUCCCUGACCGGCGAAUCUGAGCCUCAGACCCGCUCCCCAGACUGCACACACGACAACCCCCUGGAGACUCGGAACAUCACCUUCUUUUCCACCAACUGCGUGGAAGGCACCGCUCGGGGUGUGGUGGUAGCCACAGGUGACCGCACCGUCAUGGGCCGCAUUGCCACCCUGGCCUCGGGCCUGGAGGUGGGUAAGACCCCCAUCGCUAUUGAGAUUGAGCAUUUCAUCCAGCUCAUCACUGGCGUGGCUGUGUUCCUGGGCGUCUCCUUCUUCAUCCUCUCCCUCAUUCUGGGCUACACCUGGCUCGAGGCAGUCAUCUUCCUCAUCGGCAUCAUCGUGGCCAAUGUCCCAGAAGGGCUGCUGGCUACUGUCACGGUGUGUCUGACACUGACCGCCAAACGCAUGGCUCGCAAGAACUGUCUGGUAAAGAACCUGGAGGCGGUGGAGACUCUGGGCUCCACAUCCACCAUCUGCUCGGACAAGACCGGCACCCUCACCCAGAACCGCAUGACCGUUGCCCACAUGUGGUUUGACAACCAGAUCCACGAGGCGGACACCACAGAGGAUCAGUCAGGGACCUCUUUUGACAAGAGCUCACACACCUGGGUGGCCCUGUCCCACAUCGCCGGGCUCUGCAACCGGGCUGUCUUCAAGGGCGGGCAGGACAACAUUCCUGUACUCAAGAGGGACGUGGCUGGGGAUGCCUCUGAGUCUGCCCUGCUUAAGUGCAUUGAGCUGUCCUCGGGUUCCGUAAAGCUGAUGCGAGAACGGAACAAGAAAGUGGCUGAGAUUCCAUUCAACUCGACCAACAAAUACCAGCUAUCCAUCCAUGAGACUGAGGACCCCAAUGACAACCGGUACCUGCUAGUGAUGAAGGGCGCCCCCGAACGCAUUCUGGACCGCUGUGCCACCAUCCUCCUGCAGGGCAAGGAGCAGCCUCUGGAUGAGGAGAUGAAGGAGGCCUUCCAGAAUGCCUACCUGGAGCUUGGUGGCCUGGGCGAGCGUGUGCUGGGUUUCUGCCAUUACUACCUGCCCGAGGAACAGUUCCCCAAGGGCUUUGCCUUUGACUGUGAUGACGUGAACUUCACCACAGACAACCUUUGCUUCGUGGGUCUCAUGUCCAUGAUUGACCCUCCCCGGGCAGCCGUCCCUGAUGCUGUGGGCAAGUGCCGCAGCGCAGGCAUCAAGGUGAUCAUGGUCACCGGCGAUCACCCCAUCACUGCCAAGGCCAUUGCCAAGGGCGUGGGUAUCAUCUCUGAGGGUAACGAGACUGUCGAGGACAUCGCCGCCCGGCUCAACAUCCCCGUCAGCCAGGUCAACCCCAGGGAUGCCAAAGCCUGUGUGAUUCACGGCACCGACCUCAAGGACUUCACCUCUGAGCAGAUUGACGAGAUCCUACAGAACCACACCGAGAUCGUCUUUGCCCGAACCUCCCCUCAGCAGAAGCUCAUCAUCGUGGAGGGCUGUCAGAGACAAGGAGCAAUUGUGGCUGUGACUGGCGAUGGUGUGAACGACUCCCCUGCUCUGAAGAAGGCUGACAUCGGGGUGGCCAUGGGCAUUGCUGGCUCUGAUGUCUCUAAGCAGGCUGCCGACAUGAUUCUGCUGGAUGACAAUUUUGCUUCCAUUGUCACUGGUGUGGAGGAAGGCCGCCUGAUCUUUGAUAACCUGAAGAAAUCCAUCGCCUACACUCUGACCAGCAACAUCCCUGAGAUCACACCCUUCCUGCUCUUCAUCAUGGCCAACAUCCCACUGCCCCUUGGCACCAUCACCAUCCUCUGCAUUGACCUGGGUACCGACAUGGUGCCUGCAAUCUCCCUGGCCUACGAGGCUGCCGAGAGCGACAUCAUGAAGAGGCAGCCCAGGAACCCACGCACAGACAAACUGGUCAACGAAAGGCUCAUCAGCAUGGCCUACGGGCAGAUUGGGAUGAUCCAGGCCCUCGGAGGUUUCUUCUCCUACUUUGUCAUCCUGGCAGAAAAUGGCUUCUUGCCCGGUAACCUGGUGGGCAUCCGGCUCAACUGGGAUGAUCGCACUGUCAAUGACCUGGAAGACAGUUAUGGGCAGCAGUGGACUUAUGAGCAGAGGAAGGUGGUAGAGUUCACAUGCCACACAGCCUUCUUUGUGAGCAUCGUGGUGGUCCAGUGGGCUGACCUCAUCAUCUGCAAGACCAGGAGGAACUCUGUCUUCCAGCAGGGCAUGAAGAAUAAGAUCUUGAUCUUCGGCUUGUUUGAGGAGACGGCCCUCGCUGCCUUCCUGUCCUACUGCCCAGGCAUGGAUGUGGCCCUUCGCAUGUACCCUCUCAAGCCCAGCUGGUGGUUCUGUGCCUUCCCCUACAGUUUCCUCAUCUUCGUCUAUGAUGAGAUUCGCAAACUCAUCCUGCGCAGGAACCCUGGGGGUUGGGUGGAGAAAGAGACCUACUAUUGACCUCAGCCACCACCACGUCGACCAUGUCUUCCCUGCCCCCAGCCCAGGACAGCCCUCUCCGGUCCCCCCAUUUUGUACUCUGGGGGGAGGGGCCUUCUCUCCCCAUGGCCCCCCUCUCUCCUUGUGGCCCUCGGUUACCUCCCACUCUCCCUCACUUCUUCCUCUGGCUGGCUUCUCUCCCCCCCACAGCCCCUGCCUCUCUUCUCCCUCCCUCUUCUGUGUCUCUCCCCCUCUCUCCCUUGCAACCCUGCCCCUCAUUUCCUCCCUGGGCUCUUUUUUACUCCCCUGGGCCCCUUCUCCUGGCGUAUGCCAUCUCCGGUUCUAAUUCUGAACAAUUAUCAAAUAUAUCAGUGGGGAGAGAAAA